CUUACUUGCGGUGUGGUUAGUUUGAGAAGACGUUAAAUCAUUGGAGACUUCAGUUCACAUGAGUUCAUCGAACCGUUCUACAUGUAGCUGAUACACACGUGAGCUGUAGAGACUAAAAGUAAUAAGGACUUUGUUUAGACCGUGUAGUAAGGAUUGCAGAACAAGAACAAAGAUAAAGAUAAGACCCAAGUUUCAUUAGUCUAUAGACCGUCACCAUGGAGUCAAACGAUAGAGUCAACUUUCUCAAAGCUGGUCCAAUCAGUGACGAACAUGUGAACUUACACACUAACGGUCAUCAACAUGGGGACCACCACGAACACGGACACACCCAUGAGAUAAUGGAAAAUCCAGGAACGUUUACUAGUCGAGACCAACCUUUAUAUCGUACAGACUGGAAACAGAGAGCCUUUACAGUAGGAAUAGGUGGUCCGGUGGGGUCGGGAAAGACUGCCACGGUACUUGCCAUAUGUAAACAUCUCAGAGAUAAACAUAGUAUAUGUGUUGUUACUAAUGAUAUCUUCACAAGGGAGGACUGGGAAUUUUUAGUGAGAAAUAAAGCUUUACCCGAGGAAAGAAUGACAGCAGUAGAAACUGGUGGAUGUCCCCAUGCUGCCAUUAGAGAGGACUAUUCUUUAAAUAUGGCGGAAGUCCGAGAUCUCACCAGAAAGUUUGACCCGGAAGUAGUUAUAAUAGAAUCAGGGGGUGAUAAUCUGGCAGCGAAUUUUAGCCGAGAAUUAGCGGAUUAUAUUAUUUAUAUAAUCGAUGUAGCAGGAGGUGACAAGAUUCCUAGGAAAGGUGGACCAGGCAUUACACAGAGUGACUUGUUAGUGGUAAAUAAAACAGAUCUCGCAGAAGCCGUGGGAGCUGAUCUAAAAGUAAUGGAAAGGGAUGCAGCUAUGAUGAGACAAAGUGGUCCAACUUUAUUUACUCAGGCUAAAAACAUGGUUGGAAUUCCAGAGAUAUGCGACCUUAUAAUGACAUCAUAUAAACAGAGUGUCAAGAAAUCAGCUUAAAUAGUUGUACGAUGUUACUUUAUACAUGUAUGAACGAUGAAAUUGUUGAUGGGGAAAGUACAAAAGAGUGAAAUUGGAAAUGACAGAUAAAAUGAUAAUUGAUUGAAAGUCGAAUAGCCUUGACGCAAAACGGAAUUUAACAAAUGUAUUCAUGUUAACAGUGUGGAAUUUAUUUCGCAUAAAGCUAACACUUCUCUGUAAAAAGAUUAAGGAAAAUGUAUAGGACUAUACAAAGUGGUAUAUGACGUCUUCUUGGUCUAUAAGGGACAUUGAAUUGUCAUGUUAAUGUUUGUUUAUAGUACUAUUAUGUAGAUAUAAUUAAAUCUAUAUUCAAUGAAA
Molecule: messenger RNA, 1352 nt
Organism: Mytilus trossulus (common blue mussel)
Lineage: Eukaryota; Metazoa; Mollusca; Bivalvia; Mytilida; Mytilidae
Product: urease accessory protein UreG-like
Exons: 7
Coding region: 216-1013 (265 amino acids)
Molecular function (GO): nickel cation binding; GTPase activity
Source: RefSeq, a predicted model, not a curated record